AUGCUCCCUGAAAAUGAACCAAUAUGGUGUCAUGUAGAAAGAGGUGUCCAUGUACAAACUCUUCCAUUGAUUAUUUUUCAAAGAUUAACUGUCAUCUUUAUGAGUGAUUUCAUUUACUUCAUUGCUUGUGUUUGCUGGGUGAAAGACAAUAAGAAUGAAUUUCUGAACAAAUAUUUUCAAUUAAUUUUGUUGUAUGGUUGUCCAGGACUAGUCAUUGUUGAUAAUAUUCAUUUUCAGUACAAUGGAAUAUUAUUCGGAAUAUUUAUAUUUUCAUUGAUAGCCUUACGGAAUGCAAGAUAUAUUCUAUCUGGAAUUCUUUACUCAAUACUAUUGAAUAUGAAACAUUUAAAUUUAUAUAUGGCUCCAGCGUAUUUCCUAUUCCUUCUUUUCCACUUUUGUUUGGCAAAUCAUGAUGGAUCCAUCAUAUUUGGUUUCCUUAGCAGAAUCAUUCGAUUAGGCUUGAGUGUGAUUGGAAUUUUUGUAAUGAGCUUUGGACCCUUUUUAUUGAGUGCCUCUUGGAAUGCCUCAACAACCAUGCAUCGAUGGAUGGCCAUGAAGAUGGAAUUGAAUCAAAUUCUCUCAAGACUAUUUCCAUUCGAGAGAGGUUUAACACAUGCCUAUUGGGCUCCUAAUUUUUGGGCGCUCUACAACACAGCAGAUAAGAUGAUAUCCGUAUUACUUGGAAAAGUAUUGAGAAUGGUAAAGAUUGAUGAAGGACAAACUGCUUCUCUAACGGGUGGUCUCGUAGGAUUGAAUCAAGGCACUCACCUUAUUCUUCCAACAAUUCAUCCUAAAGUGACCAUUAUACUUUGUCUUUUAUUCUCAUUUACACUUUGUGCAUAUUAUAUUGUUGGAGCAUGGCGCAAUCAAGAACGAAGAAAUUACGUUCAGACCAUGUUACUUGCCAUUACGAAUUCCGUUUUUGCAUUCUUUAUGUUUGGUUGGCAUGUACAUGAAAAGGCCAUUCUGAGUGUCUUGAUUCCUUUGGCAGUACUCGUAACAAGUUCUUCUCACAAUUUUGAAAAACAUUUCAAAAUAUUUGCUUUCACAUCCAUCAUUGGAACAUACUCCCUUUUCCCUUUAUUGUUCCAACCAAGAGAAUUACUUGUGAGAUGGUUCCUAUUGAUUGCAUUUGUUCAAUUAUUAAGGUACAUUUGGAUUGCGACUAGAAGCAAUUCUUUGGAUUCAAAAUCAUUGUUCACACUCAGUGAAGCAUCAUAUUUGUUUGGUUUAAUUGUUAUUGAAAUUUAUCAAUCUUGCAUUCACAAGUUGAUUUUUCAAAACAGACUUCCUUUUCUUCCCUUGAUGAUUAUAUCCUUUUACUGUUCUCUGGGUUUGCAUUAUGCGUGGUUGAAAAUGAUUGUCACCACAACACGCAAUGACAAUCUCAUUGAAAAAGAGAAAAUAAACUAG
Molecule: messenger RNA, 1413 nt
Organism: Naegleria fowleri
Lineage: Eukaryota; Heterolobosea; Eutetramitea; Acrasida; Naegleriidae
Exons: 2
Coding region: 1-1413 (470 amino acids)
Biological process (GO): protein N-linked glycosylation
Cellular component (GO): endoplasmic reticulum membrane
Molecular function (GO): dolichyl pyrophosphate Glc1Man9GlcNAc2 alpha-1,3-glucosyltransferase activity
Source: RefSeq, a predicted model, not a curated record